GUCAAGGUAUUGACCAGAUAACACUUGUGAAAAGGCGGAGGCUGAGUCUCAGAGACUGGAAGAUUUGACCAAUCAACUUGGUUGCCCUGAGAACAUGGUGCAUCAGUGGGUUCAUGAUGUCAGAGAAUGGGCUUCCGAUGAUUCUGCAGGUACCAGAUGUGAUGACCAACAACCUCUUCAGGAAUCAAUUGAAGAAAUGUUCCUUGCGGUUCAUCACAGAAAAGCCAGCCUUUAUAAUCAGACUGACAGCAACAAAAUCCGACAGUUGCGACGAAGGAAAUUGGGGGAAGAGAAGAAAAAACUGUUUGAAAAAAUCAAGCUGUACAAUGAGCAGGUUGCAGAUGAGGAGCGCAUCCUUGAGGAUAAGGUGGAAAGCAGACUCUCUGUGGUGGAAGGAGACAGUGGGGCAGACUGUCUAAUAUGGCCGUGGGAAGUGCACAGCAGAGAAUCGAGCAAUAUCCUUACGAAGAAGAAGAUUUUUGAUGUUUACAUGUCAAAAAUGCGGCUUCAAGAGGAAAAGAUAAUUUUGAUGAGGGAGAUGAGACAGCACUGCGCCUACCUCAGAAAGCUGGCCUGGAGUCUCCAUAAAAUGAUGUCCGAAAUGUCUUCUGGCAGGAACAGUGGCAGUUUAAGUGAAGAGGGGCAUCGUGGGCUGCUGUGUCUUCAUCAGAAAAGGCUUGCUGAUGUGGAGGAGAAGUUCCAAGUCGUUAGCUCAAGGUACAGCCAGGCUUUAGGACCGAAUGCUGCUUCUCUGCUUGAGGAUGGACCCGAGGACAUACCGGAGGACGACAAAGAACAUGUAUAUGAGAGUUCAGAUGAGAGUGAUUUUGAGGCAGUGUAAACCAGUUUUUCGAAACACUAGCUUUAUAGAUGGAAAGGUAUUGCAUCGGAUUUAUGUAUGUCAAGCGCGAUAUAAUCUUCCCUGCAAGAGCAUGUAUGCCCUCCAGCUCUCUCAGAGCAGACACUUCCUCACACGAGGUGGCUGCUCUGUGCGCGUACUGUGUAGUUUCAUACAUGAAGAUGUCAUUAUGUAACUCUUCCUAUGUUUUGUGUCACGCUCUCAGCUACCUGCACGAUUCUUGGUUGUAAAAUUGUUAUGCAAAGACUAAAAUCUGUGCGCAGCAUAUAUAAUUUGCUUGUGAGCAUGUUUUAUCAUGCUCGCGACAUAUGACAUAAAUCUGACCCAAUAUUCAGGAAAAUUUGAAAACAACACAUACAAAAAUCCAAAACCAAUACAACAACAAAUAUGUGCUGCAAAUGAAAAAAUGUUGCUAAAUGCCUAAACUAAUAGGCAACUGCAAACUGCUCUAAACACAAAUUAACUAAAAAACAAACACUGAAUACAAGUGCAUUAACAGGGAUUGACCACACCUAGAGGAUGAGUCACACCACGCAAACUAUUUAAAUUCAUUUUUACAAUGACAAUGUAGUAAUUGUAAUUUCUCUGCAGUUACAUCUGCCAUGUCGUGUUGUACAUUUGGUUGGCUUUCAGUGUUAUCUAUCUAUAACUAUCGUCCAUCAAAUCGCUCUGAAAGUGAUCCCAAACAAUAUUGUUUACCACUGUUUGUCAUUAUUACAUAUAUAUCAUGUCAUGCUGUUUCACUUAGCACUCCUUUUUAGACAAGUAGAACUGUUUGGAUUAGAUAUGCCGUGUUUAAGUUGCAUAUGUUUUGGGGGUUUGGAAUCUUCACUGCAUGUUUCUGCUAGCAUAAGUGCUUUGAACCACUGUAGCGUAUUUGCCCAGGUCGGCCACUGUAUGAAACAGCAUUGAUCGUAUGACACGCAUAACGGCAACAUGAAUGUCCAAAAGGCAAAGAGAUAAUCAUAUUUAAAUAGCUACGUUAAAGAUAUCUUUACCGUAUCUGCCCCAUCUGUUUGGGGGCAGAGGACUAAAUAUUGUAAACUCAUGCUCUUAACUGUAGAAUUAAUCGUCAUUUAAAAAUGUGAAAAACCCUGUUGUAUAUACGUGUGCCCUAGUUUUUUUUGUUUUAUUGCAUAAUCCAGUAUAUUGUUAUUCAUAGUGACAAUGUGGCUCAUUUGAAUUGAAGGUACAUGCUACUACAUUUAACUUAUUUUUUAAAAAUGACGAUCAUUACCCAUGAGUUUUGAUUGUAGUGUUUCCUGUUUAUACUGCUGUUACUGUUAAAAAAAUCAACAAAUUUCCCAAUGCCGUUACUGCAGGAAUAAAACAAGGUGUAAGUGUAAGUGCAUGUAACCUUGUUUAUGCUAAUGUCUUCAUGAAAAUAAAAUAUGUGCGAAAUAA
This is a messenger RNA of Perca flavescens (yellow perch), 2263 nucleotides long. RefSeq lists its product as uncharacterized. The transcript is spliced from 6 exons. NCBI's taxonomy places the organism in Eukaryota, Metazoa, Chordata, Actinopteri, Perciformes, Percidae. The record is from RefSeq and is a predicted model, not a curated record. Bases 95 to 841 code for a protein of 248 amino acids.